AUGAUGCAAGAGCCAAUCCCUGCAACUUCAGCAGACGAGGUGCAGAUUCUUUCACCAUUAAAUAUUGUCACCACAGAGUCUGAAGUCUCUCCACAUGUAGUUCAAACCAUUGAUGGUCCUAUUCCAAACUCAAAGUCAAACUCAGAUAUCACUCCACGCAAACUGUCUAUAACUCAACAAUAUCUAGUUUCUUCAAGUUCCGACCGUCCAUUCAGCAGCAAGAGUGUGGUUUCUCGUGACCGUGCUAAAUCUAGCGAUAUAAGCACAUCCAAUAUGGACGAGAAACUUACUAAUGAGUUGAAACUUCGACUUUUUACUAUUUCUAGCAAGGCUUCUGCACCCAGGUUUGAAUUAGGACUGAAACGCAAGUUGGCAAAUCCAGCGAAACAUUCAAAUGAUAUCGCGUCGCCUCCGACUGGACAAAAUCUGGCAGGAGGUGUAAAGCUACCUCAUAUGCCUCAAAAACUGAAACCCCUUGCAUCAUGUGCUACUGUGCCCCUAGUUCCUCAAAAGUAUAUCCCAGAUAGCAUCUUUACGCAGUAUAAAUAUCCCAAAAGCGAAAAACCUCUAUUGCGUCCUAUUCUUCUCAAGGCAGUUAAACCAGUCAUUAACCCGGCACGGCCCAUAUCGGGUUAUUAUGCCAAAAAGAAUGACUUGGUUUGUGUUCAAGCAUCAAAUGACAUGGAUCAAACCGAUGCAUAUCAUGACGAACUAGCAGACGUUAUAGUUAAUCUGACUCCCAAAGUCGUACCUCCUAUUAGCGUAGGUCGUGAACAAAAACAAAUUUAUGCGAGUGAUGAUCAAAUGGAUACAAGUAUGUCAAGCGGCGGAAAUCUACCAGCUAGUACGAAUAAAAACAGCGCAUGUGCACAGAUCGUUCCAGGAGUGCUCGACGAAAAAGAAUCUGAUGUAUCCAUUGAAGAUAUUGACAACAUGGAUAUAGACGAGACUUCCCAUGACACCAAAUCUAUAUUGUUUAAUCCAUUGAAAACAAAGGAAGAAUGCACUAAAGACUCGUUAAAACUCGUUCAUCUUAAAGAAGAUGAUCCUCGCAGCCCGUUUGUGUUUCUCAAGUUUUUUUCUAGCCAUCCCAACACCAACGAGUUUAUUUACAUGGUUCCAUACAAGACAUCUCUUAAACGAGAUCAGCCCAUGUUUAAUCCAUACAAUUUGCAGGUUGUAAAGUUUAGUGAAAUCGACACAAAAUCACCCGAUGGGUUCUACACCAUGUCGUUCCAGGGAGUAACUCAUUUCAACAGCCUUGGACACGGCGAGUUUACUCCUUUACAGCAAUGGACAAGAGAGUUUAAUCUCUUCCAUUCACUACUUCGUAUUCCCUUUUUUUCCCAUUAUCGUUUAUGGAAGUGUUUCACUUUAUGGAAAAGAACGGUUCUUCACACAAAAAUCCAGCUCAUCAAGAAACAGCUCACCAAAAACCUGUUUAUUUUACAUCCCCUGCUUUGUAAAGCCUUGCUGCAAAUUCAAUCCUUGAAUGCAGAAAUUAUAUUUAAAAAACGAUUGUUUUCAAUAGACGAAGAACAGAGCUACGAGCUUCGAGAGUUUGUCAAGAAACAAAAGCAAUGUGUGGAUCAGAUCUCUGUUGUGACACUACGUACUUGGAAUGACCAGAUCAAGGAGAUUGUCGAACAAGCAAGUCUAGCCUGUUUAAAGGAAAAAGGAUUUGAUGUACAAGCUGCACUAAUCGCUCAAGCUGAGCUCAAGUCAGACACUGGUGUGUUGAGUAGAAAACCUACAAGUGGAGAUGUUUGUAAUUCCAACAUGGUCGGCAAGAGCUGUGAGAAUAUCAAUACUACCACGGGCUUGAAAAAACUAUCGUUUACUGAGCAAGCUGCUCGUCGUACAGAAUGCCGUCGUCUUCAGCGGUUUGUCAAGCUAGUCGACUAUUCCAUUAUUUUUACCUUGCAGCAACUCGCUAUUCAAAGUGUACAAGAUCUGCUAAAAAGCGUAUUUAAAGGAUGUUCUGAUGCUGAUGUGAUUGUUGAUGGCAGUGGAUCUGGAACGGUCGUUAUUGGAGAAAAUGGAAUGGUGCGCAUGGCCGAGUCCAACACUGGAAUGAAUGACAGAUACACAUUAGGCGAGCAGGAAGUUGCCCAAACUAUUGCUGGAACCAAUACCGCAACAAGUGUUCAAGUUGGCGGUUUGGUGGUGGGCAACGAGGUUACGACUACAAAACUGUGCGAGUGCGGCUUUGAUGGGUUCUCUGAUAUCCUCAGUCGCAUCAUCAUGAGAAUUGCUCCACAAGUGAAUUUGGUCGAGAUUGCCGAGGAGCAAGGUUUAAUGGUAGAUGACAAUCCAGAUAGUGAAUUGUUGGCAGAUACAUCCAAGAUCGACACUGCUAAACUUAAUUCCAAACAUUCAGACAAAUGGAAAGGAGUUGUUGAUCAGCCAGACUGGUCAAAGCCAUUUGUAGCCUUGUUCCGUACUGAGCUGCUUAUCCAUCAGCAAGAUGCAACAAAACGAUUUUAUUUUUCGCCAUCCUUACAAGACUAUCUCGGGGCAAUCGAUACCAUUUUUCAAAUAUAUAUGACUACUGUGGAGCGAUUUCCGCCACUUACCAACUCUAUUCCAUUUUUGGAUCCAGCCAACCUUGCUGGUGGUGCUUACUCUUCGAUGCGCGGUCUUGAAGAUUCAGAAUUUGGAGAAGGACCGCAGAUUGCUUCUAUUGUAAUGGACAGUGGAUAUCUUCGUGAGCUUUGUGGUCGCAUUCGUGGUGUGUUUGUUGGAAUGUUUUCUAAUGCUUUCAAGUGGGCAAAUACCUUGGAAAAUGUACGCACCAUGUGGCUUGAGAAUCAAAAGUUUUAUGGACUGGAAAACUUGCGUCAGUCAGCUGGCGAAAUUGCCUAUUUGCUGGCAACCACUCCUGAAGGUGUUGAAGGUGGUAUUACGAGUGUUCUUUUAAAAACAAAGCAAGAAACAAAUGCCCGUAAUACUGAGCAAAAUGCCAACGAACUUGCUCAGUCUUUUGCAUCUACUAUUCAAGCCGACAAAGGCAAUGUUCAGAUUGAUAAAAAGCCGGUAAAUAUUCUUGAACUGAUAUCGCACGUUGCUUAUCGGCCAGAUGGCAUCAGAUACUCUCCUCUUGUGGAAUUUUCCGAUGAAGCGUUAAGCCGAUUUGCAUAUCAAAAGCAGACUAUGAUGGAUAUUCCUGUGCGCUCCACCAUCAACAACAUUAUCAUUGAUACCAAUCAGCUAAAAAAUGUUCUUGUGCCUAGUCCCGAGAGAUGCUUUAACGAAGUAGCCAGUAUUCUACCAAGCAUUGCUCGUGACAAAAACGAGUUACUUCUCACUGAAGUUCAAAUGUGGGUAAAGGUAUUAAACACACAUCCGACUCACGUUGAGGGUUUUGUAGAGUAUCUUGGAUGGUUGGAAAAGGUUCGAGAAAGUAUGCCUGUUGUAGAUCAACUUGAAGAUGAAGUGUCUCGCCUUUACGCUCUUCUUGAAAUGUACAAGAUUCAAAUUCAACCUACUGAUUUGGCCAUGUUCCAAACUCUUGGACCAAGCUUAAGAUCACUUAAAGACUCUGUUGAUGUUGCCAUGGACACUCGUGAGGAAUCCAUUACAAGGUUUACAAUUGAUCUUGAAAAGAGUAUGUCUGAACUGACGAGUGAGGUUUCAGAUAUCCGCAACCGUGCUCAAGAUCCCAUGAUUCUCAGUUCAACCACAAAAAGCGAUGUUGCCAUUGCAUUUUUGGAAGAUCUCCGCCAACAACUCGAAAAAGUCGAGAUUCUUAAGAAACGAUUUGAGCAGUGGGGUGAAUUGUUUAAACGCGGUGGAACGGCAGUCGUUAAUGAAGCAGCACCUGAAAAAGAUUUGAAACCUAUUGUCGCAGCAGCCCCACUUACUGGAGGAUUUGGCACGAGUAAAACUGGAUUUGAACUUGAAGAAACCAAGACUGAGAUUGAAAUGAAACGUAUGCUAUGGACUAGUCUCAAGGAGUGGGAUGCACUUACCGAAUUUUGGAAAGCACAGUCGUUCGAGUCACUUGUUACGGACGAUAUCAAUACCAAGAUUAUCAUGUAUCUCAAGAUUGUAUAUAAUCUGGACAAGGCUCUGCCUCCAAACGAAGUUGUUCCUAGACUCAAGUCUAUGGUUGAAGAGUAUAGAUACAUAUAUCCAACCAUUGUUGAUCUACGCAAUCCCUCUCUUAAGCAGCGUCAUUGGGAAAAGAUUCAAGACGCAAUUGGCAAAUCGCUCAUUAAAGAUGAAGGUUUCACGCUUUCUAAAUUGAUGGAUUUACGUGUCUUUGACUUUAAGGAAGAAAUCAGUGGGAUUUCAAGUCAAGCUGGGUCUGAAUCGGCUCUAGAAGAAAUGCUUGGCCGUGUGAUCAAGAACUGGAGUGAAGCAGAAUUUAUUGUUACGCCAUACCGGGACAACAAAGAUGUGUUUAUUUUGGGCACUGUAGAAGAUAUUCAGACGCUGCUUGAAGAUUCGCAGGUCAUGAUUGCUACUAUCAAAGGCUCACGUUUCAUUGGACCGAUUAGGGUCGAGGUUGAGCGCUGGGACAAACAGCUAUCUUUAUUCUCAGAGACGUUGGAUGCGUGGCUAACAUGCCAGAGAAAUUGGCUAUAUCUCGAGAGUAUUUUUUCUGCACCAGAUAUCCAACGCCAAUUACCUGAUGAAGCACGCAUGUUUUCCCAAGUGGACCGAAGUUGGAAGGAUGUAAUGCGUAAAGUAUCGCGCAACUCGAAUGCUAUAAAAUCUGGAACCCUUCCAGGGUUGCUGGAAACCAUGCAGCAAAACAAUGUUCUUUUGGAGCAGAUCCAAAAGUGUCUUGAGGAUUAUUUGGAAAGCAAGCGACUUUUGUUUCCCCGAUUUUACUUUUUGUCCAAUGAUGAGCUGCUGGAGAUUCUUUCGCAAACCAAGAACCCACAAGCUGUCCAGCCUCAUUUGAGUAAAUGCUUUGACGCUAUAAAGAGUCUUGAAUUUUCUUCAAACGAUCCAAAGAGUAUUGAUAUUGUAGCCAUGAUCAGUCCAGAAGGUGAGCGUGUUCCUUUUCUCAAGACUGUCAAGGCACGAGGAAAUGUUGAAGCAUGGCUUGGAAACGUUGAAGAAGCCAUGGUGGCUGUAUUGCGUCGACUUAUAAAAACAUCCAUUGCCGAUUUUGAAGAAAGUCGCCGAUCUGAUUGGGUACGUGAGCAUGCUGGGCAGGUGGUUGUUACCGGAAACCAGGUUCUUUGGUGUCGUGAUGUCACUGAAUCUCUUAAAUCAAACGAGCCUGGAAAGGCUCUUGUAGCUCUUAAACAAAAAUGCAUCACUAAUCUUUCUGGCGUUGCCAUGCUUGUGCGGAGCGAGCUAACCAAACUCCAACGCGCUAUUCUUGGUGCUCUCAUCACUAUUGAUGUCCAUAAUCGUGAUAUUGUUCAAGGACUUAUUCAUGCAAAAGUGACCGGUUUUGGUGAUUUCGAAUGGAUCAAACAGCAAAGAUACUAUUGGGAUGCUGACUUGGAUACUUGCCAUGUGAAGAUGUCCACGUCUGUGUUUUCCUAUGGAUAUGAAUAUCUAGGAUGCUCACCGCGUCUUGUUAUUACUCCACUGACUGAUAGAUGUUAUUUAACUUUAACGGGUGCACUUCAGCUCAAUUUGGGUGGAUCUCCUGUUGGACCUGCUGGCACUGGUAAAACAGAAACCGUCAAAGAUUUGGCCAAAGCCAUGGCAAGACAGUGUGUGGUUUUCAAUUGCUCAGAUGGUUUAGAUUACAAGAUGAUGGGUAAAAUGUUUGCUGGUCUUGCUCAGUCUGGCGCAUGGUGUUGCUUUGACGAAUUCAACCGUAUCGAUAUUGAAGUGUUAUCUGUUAUUGCCCAGCAGCUGUUGACCAUCAAAAAUGCCAAGGACAUGAAGGCCACCAAAUUCAUUUUUGAAGGAAGAGAAAUCCGUCUUGUAGAAACUUGUGCAGCCUUCAUCACUAUGAAUCCUGGAUAUGCUGGCCGUACCGAACUUCCAGACAAUCUUAAAGCACUAUUUCGUCCUAUUGCAAUGAUGAUUCCCGACUAUGGUCUUAUUGCCGAGAUUAUUUUAUUUUCAGAAGGAUUCGAAAAUGCCAAGCCUUUAUCGGGCAAAGUUGUCAAUCUAUACAAGCUCUGUUCUGAACAACUAUCCCAGCAAGAUCACUAUGAUUUUGGUAUGCGAGCAGUAAAAUCAGUUUUGAUUAUGGCAGGUGCACUAAGGCGAAGCAUUCCAGAAUUAAGCGAGGAUGUCGUACUCAUUAGGUCAUUGCGCGAUUCAAACCUUCCAAAGUUUUUGUCGGAAGAUAUUGGUUUAUUCAAGGGUAUUCUUUUGGAUCUUUUCCCUGGUGUGGUGGUUCCUGACAGAGAUUUUGGUGCACUAGUCAAGGCAGUUGAAGCUGUACUUCACGAGCGUGAUCUUGACGUUGUGGAAAACUUUGUGAGCCGUGUUUGUCAGCUUUCUGAAACCAUGCAAAUUCGCCAUGGUGUCAUGCUCGUUGGUCCUACAGGCGGUGGAAAAACAACGUGUUAUGAAACCCUCCAAGAGGCAUCUGGCAGAUUGCACGACUCGGGACACUCUGAAUUCAAGCAUGUGAAAACGUGGGUUUUGAAUCCCAAGUGUGUUGAAAUGACCGAGUUAUAUGGUGAGUUUAAUAUAGCAACAAUGGAAUGGAAGGAUGGACUUAUUGGCAGUAUUUUCCGAGCCCAAGUCAGUGACAACAGCCAAGAUGAUAAAUGGACCGUGUGCGAUGGCCCUGUCGAUGCGCUAUGGAUUGAAAAUAUGAACACAGUGCUAGACGAUAACAAACUGCUUACUCUUAUCAAUGGCGAGCGUAUUAAAAUGAACUCUUCAAUGCACAUGCUAUUUGAAGUUGCAGAUCUUGCUGUGGCGUCUCCAGCUACUGUUAGUCGCUGUGGUAUGGUGUACAUGGAUCCAGCAACUCUUGGUUGGCGCUCAUAUGUCAAGACCUGGAUUCACAAACUUCCUUCCUAUGUAACAGAAGAUCUUAAAAUCCAUCUGACCAUCUUUUUUGAUGCAUUUGUGGAUUUUGGUCUUCAGUUUGUUCGUCGAAACUGCAAAGAGUAUAUCAAAUCUGUUGAUUUGAAUCUAGUUGCAAGUUUGUGCAAGCUAUUAAGAACCUAUAUCAAUCGCACCAAAGAAAUUGAUUUCAAAGCAUCGAUUUUGGAAAUCAAGCCUCUUUUUUCAAAUAUCUUUCUAUUUUGCUUUAUAUGGUCUAUUGGAGGAAACUUGGCAGACGGAUACCAAGAGUUAUUUGAUACUUUUAUGCGCGAAAUGCUGAGUGCAUCUUCUGUCACUGAGAUACAGAUUCCAUCCUCGGCUAAUGUGUUUGGAUUUUUCGUUGAUUUGAAAUCACGCAAUUUCGUUUUAUGGGAUGAUAUUGUAGCCAGCUUCAAGUUUUCAGCAGAUAUACCUUACUUUGAUAUGGUUGUUCCAACUACGGAUACUGUCAAAUAUGCCUACUUAUUAGAAGCGCUGGUAUCUAAUAGCUAUCCAACACUGUUUACUGGAAACACUGGUGUAGGAAAAUCUGUGAUUAUUCAAGACUUGCUCAAUCGGAUGGCAAAAGCAAACAAAAAUAUCAAUGUCACGCUCAACUUUUCUGCCCAGACAAAUAGUGCUCAAACACAGCAGGUUGUGGAGCUCAAACUAGAAAAGAAAAGAAAAAACAUUACUGGAGCUCCAAUUGGGAUCAACAAGGUUGUGCUGUUUGUUGACGAUCUUAACAUGCCAAAGAUGGAUACAUAUGGAUCUCAGCCACCAAUUGAAUUGCUACGACAGUAUCUUGACUUUGGUGGAUUCUAUGAUCGCGAAAAACUAACCUGGAAGAUUAUCCAAGAUGUUGAUUUGGUUGCCGCCUGUGCUCCCCCAGGAGGUGGCAGAAACCAUGUAACGUCUCGAUUUUUGCGUCACUUUAAUAUCCUCAAUAUUUCAGCACCAAACGAACUGUCACUAUCCAAGAUCUUCAAAUCUAUUGUUGAGGGAUUUUUAAAACCCUUUUCUACCGAGAUAAAAUCAUCAUGUGAGGCAAUUGUUCACUCUGCUAUUGAAAUUUACCAUCGCAUGUGUACCGAGCUUCUUCCAACACCUGCAAAGUCGCAUUACACGUUCAACCUGCGUGAUUUGUCCAAGGUUGUUCAGGGUAUUUUGCAAGUACGCCCUAAUGUCAUUACAACAAAAACAGAAUUAGCUCGUUUGUUUUGCCACGAAUCAUCUCGAGUUUUCCAUGAUCGGCUGAUUGAUGAUACAGAUCGGCAGUAUUUUAACAAACUUUUAUCAGAACUUGCUGAAAAGAAUUUUGGGACGCCAAUGUCAAAAGAGAGUUUUUCACAAACCCCAAUUAUGUUUGGCGAUUUUUCCAAGCGAGGUGUGGCUUCAGAGGAUCGUAUAUACACUGAAAUGAUUGAUAUGAAAGCAAUGACUACUUUGCUAGAAGAGUAUUUGGAAGAGUAUAACGUGACGAUGAACAAGGAUAUUCGAUUGAUAUUUUUUAUGGAUGCCAAGCAGCACAUUACUAGAAUUUCCCGUAUUAUUCGCCAGCCUAGAGGCAAUGCUUUAUUGGUGGGUGUCGGUGGUACAGGAAAACAGUCUCUUACUCGUCUUGCUUGCCACAUUUCAGACUACCAAUGCACUCAGAUUGAGCUUACAAGAACAUAUGGCCAGGAAGAAUGGCAUGAAGAUCUCAGGAAACUAUAUCGUCUUGCAGGGUUAGAUGGAAAAAAUACAGUGUUUUUACUAUCGGAUACGCAAAUUAAAAAGGAAACCUUUUUAGAAGACAUCAACAGUAUCCUCAACUCUGGAGAAGUGCCUAAUCUGUUUGAAACAGACGAGCGUGAAAAGAUUUUGGGUGAUUUAAGGCCGCUUGCUAGAGAAAAAGGCCUAAGUGAAGAUCGGGACUCUGUAUACCAACUGUUUAUCAGUCGUGUCCGUGACAACCUUCAUAUUGUGUUUGGGACCAGUCCUGUGGGCGAUACGUUUCGCACUCGAUGCCGUAUGUUCCCCUCGCUUGUAAACUGCUGUACCAUUGAUUGGUUUGAUGAGUGGCCAAAAGAUGCGUUGCUUUCUGUUUCUCGCAGAUUUUUCGAGUUUGUUGAUUUGGGAAAUGACGAUAUGAAAACCAAAAUUGCUACCAUGUGUGUGGAGAUUCACGCAUCCGUUGGCGAAAUUGCCAAGCGGUUUUAUUCUGAAUUGAGACGAAGGUACUACACCACACCAACAUCCUACUUGGAAUUGAUUAAUCUUUACAUCUCCAUGCUUCAGGAAAAGCGCAAAGAACUUGGAUCUUCUAGAGAUCGACUGCGUAAUGGUCUAAACAAAUUAGCCGAAACAAACGUACUGGUUGCCAACAUGCAAAUUGAGUUGGAAAAUCUUGGACCAGAACUUAAAGUUCGUGCACAAGAUACUGAAACCUUGAUGGUCAAAAUCGCCAAGGAUCAAGAAAUUGCUGAUGGUGUUCGAAAAGUUGUAUCAGAGGAGGAAGCUGUGGUGCGAGAAAGAGCGCUGCAAACUGAAGCCAUUGCUACUGAGGCACAAAGAGAUUUAGACGAAGCACUUCCUGCACUGGAUGCUGCCUAUAAAGCACUGGAUGGACUCGAGAAAAAGGACAUUGCUGAAUUAAAGGUGUUUUCUAAGCCACCUGACUUGGUGCUUAUGGUCAUGGAGGCUAUUUGCAUUUUAUUCAAGUUCAAACCCGACUGGGAAAACUCGAAAAAACUGCUUUCAGAUCCCCAACUCAUGCGUAAGAUGGCCGAAUAUGACAAGGACAAUAUUCCCGAGAGUUUGUCAAAAAAACUCAAAAAAUACAUUGAAAGUCCUAAUUUCAAUCCAGAUGCUGUUGAAAAGGUGUCGAGAGCAUGCAAGAGUAUGUGUAUGUGGGUCGUUGCCAUGGAUCUAUACUCGCGUGUUUUCAAAGAGGUACUUCCCAAGAAAAAACGUUUGGAAGAGGCACAAACUACUUUGGAGUCGACUAAAGCAAAGCUUGCUGAAAAGGUUGAAGCGUUGGCAGAGGUUGAAACCCAGUUGGAGAAACUCAAAGCCAAAUACGAAAAUUCGGUAUCUUCUAAACGACUACUGGUUGACAAGAUGGACGAAACAACACGACGACUGUCGAGGGCAAGUAAACUCACACUUGCUCUGGCUGACGAACAAAUUAGAUGGACCGACUCUGUUGAACGCUUAAAUUUGCAAAUAGAAUUGCUUGUUGGUAACAUUUUCCUUAGCGCAGCUUGUGUUGCGUAUUUUGGUGCAUUCACGUCUAAUUACAGAAGUGAGCUUGUGCAGCGCUGGAUUGUUAAUUGUCAAUCUGCUGGUAUCCCAGUAUCAGAGAAUUUUCACUUGCUGGAGCAUCUUGCAGACCCAGCUGUUGUGCGCGAUUGGAACAUUCAAGGACUUCCUGCAGAUGCACUAUCAAUUGAAAAUGGUAUUCUUGUUACCCGUGGUCGUCGUUGGCCACUUAUGAUUGAUCCCCAAGGCCAGGCAAAUCGUUGGAUUCGCAACAUGGAAGGAUCCGAGUUAAAAGUAAUCAAACUUUCCGAACCCAAGUUUCUUCGAUCUCUUGAAAAUGCCAUUCGAACUGGACAGGCUGUUCUUUUGGAAGAUGUUGGCGAGCAGUUGGAUCCUGCGCUUGAACCCCUUUUGCUAAAGCAGACUACUCGUCAAGGCGGCCGUGUGUUGAUGAAGUUGGGCGACUCGUUUGUGGAAUAUGACAGGAAUUUCAAACUGUAUAUCACUACAAAAUUGCCCAAUCCUCACUAUCUUCCCGAAGUAUGCAUCAAGGUCACAAUUAUCAAUUUUAUUGUCACAAAAAUAGGUCUUGAAGGUCAGUUGUUGGCGGAUGUGGUCAAAUUGGAGCAGCCUGAGCUUGAGGAACAACGAAACUCUCUCAUUGUGAAUAUUGCUGCAGACAAGAAACAGCUUAAAGACAUUGAAGAAAAAAUUCUAAAAAUGCUGUUUAAUUCACAAGGAAACAUUCUUGAUGAUGAAGAUCUUAUCAGUACGCUCAAUCAAUCUAAAAUGACAUCAGCAGCAAUCAAUGAGCGUGUGUUACAGGCUGAGCAGACUGAGCAGGAUAUCAAUCUGGCUCGUGAAAAGUACAGACCGGUUGCUAUUCGAGGAUCAGUGCUUUAUUUUGUAAUUGCUGAUUUAGCUGAAAUUGACCCCAUGUAUCAGUUCUCACUAAAGUACUUUGCCAACCUAUUCAACAACUGUAUCGUCGAGUCUGAAAAAUUCGAUGAUUUGAACCGGCGUAUUGAAAUUCUAUGUACCAACACAACAUUUGAGGCAUUUUCAAACGUUUCUCGUGGACUGUUUGGAGCUCACAAGGUGCUGUUUGCAUUUAUGAUUUGCAUUGAAACCAUGCGUGAAGAUGGGAAAAUCAACGAGCUUGAAUGGAACUUUUUCUUGCGCGGUGGUGGUAUGCUAAGAUCUAAUCUUCCUUCCAAACCCAAUGCACGAUGGCUAUCCAGUCAUAUGUGGGAGAAUCUGUGUGACUUGGCCUACACUAUACCACAAUUUUCAUACAUUAUUGGCCAUAUUGGCAUGUAUCCAGAUGAUUGGGAGUCACUUUUGGAAGCGGACAUGCCAUACAUGCUACCAAUACCUGGAGAUACGACAAUGCAAUUAACCGAUGUUCAGAAAAUAUUACUGAUAAAGGUAUUGCGUGAAGAGAAGCUUGUUUCUACUGCCAUUGAGUUUAUCAAGAAAAACAUGGGCGAAAAGUUUAUUGAUAUACCGCCACUUGAUCUUGCCAAAGCAUACAAGGAUACUUCGCCUGCAUCUCCACUUAUAUUUAUUCUUUCUACAGGAUCGGAUCCAGUGUCAUCACUUGUGAAAUUUGCCAGUUCUCCAAAAGUUGCAAUGCAAGACAAACUGCACAUGAUUUCACUUGGUCAAGGGCAAGGUCCUAUUGCUGAAGAAUUGGUAAAGCGAGCCAUGAUUAGUGGCGAUUGGGUGUUUUUGCAAAACUGUCAUUUGGCCGCAUCAUGGAUGAAUAGUCUCGAGUCGCUUGUCAAAGAAUUUGGGCUUCCUGAAGUUGAAAUAAACCCAACAUUUCGACUCAUUCUCUCGUCCAUGCCGUCCAAAGUUUUCCCCGUUGCUGUUCUUCAGGAUGGUGUCAAGGUUACCAAUGAGCCCCCAAAAGGCUUGCGAGCUAAUCUGGCGCGUAGUUUUGCUGACGUGUCUCGAGAUUUGUUUGACGACCAUCCACCACAGGGUGUCAAGUUUCGCAAACUUUUGUUUGGCAUAUGUUUUUUUAACGCUGUCAUUCAUGAACGAAAGAAAUUUGGUGCGCUGGGAUGGAACAUUAUGUAUGACUGGAGCAACUCUGAUUUAGAAGUAUCCAUUACGAUUUUGCGAAAUAUGUUGCAAGAAUACAAGACAAUACAAUGGGAUGCAUUGCUCUAUCUGACAGGAGAAAUCACAUUUGGUGGCCGUGUGACUGACGACUGGGACAGACGAUCACUAAAGUACAUUCUACAAAGGUUCUACACACCACAGAUUCUUGAUGAUGUGUAUAAAUUUUCUUCGUCUGGUAUUUACUAUGCACCAUCAGAUGGUGAUUUAGCAUACUUUAAAAGCUAUAUUGAUGGGCUACCAUUUACUGAAGAGCCAUCUAUAUUUGGAAUGCAUGAAAAUGCCAACAUCAGCUACCAAGUACAGGAAACCCGGCGAUUGAUCAAGUCUGUACUAGACGUUCAACCUUGCUUGAUGAAUGCUGGAAGUGGAAAAUCAACCGAAGACAUGGUAACAGAAAUUGCUACAACAAUUUUGGACGAGUGGCCUCAAGUUCUGCAUAUCGAGGUUCCAAACAACCUAUCUGCUACUACAAAGUUUUCCGGUGCAGGUGAAGGCAGCGACAGUUCCAUUUCUGAAAAGCUGUUUAAACGUGAUGAAAGUGGUCGUAUGAUUGAUUCGCUAAGUACAGUGUUGCUCCAAGAAGCCGCACGGUUCAAUAAGCUCAACAGCUUAAUUCGUGCAUCUUUGGAAAGUCUUAUUAAAGCAGUCAAAGGUUUUAUUGUAAUGAGUCCUGAACUAGAAUUAGUAUUUAAAAGCUUAUUGAAUAACGAGGUUCCUGACGCGUGGGCUAACCAUGCAUAUCCUUCGCUCAAGACACUUGGUUCAUGGGUUAAAGACUUUCACAAAAGAAUGGAAAUGAUUAGAAAAUGGGCUACAGAAGGUCAGCCAAAAUGGUUCUGGCUUCCAGGAUUCUUUUUUCCUCAAGGAUUUCUUACUGGUGUAAUGCAGAACCACGCUAGAAAAUAUAGUAUUCCCAUUGACACCCUUAUCUUUAAUUUCAAAGUCAACGACUUUGAUGAAAACGAUCUACAGCUUCAGCAUUCUCAACCACCUUUGAGUGUUGAAGAAGAAGGGAUAUUGGUGAGUGGGCUUUUUGUUGAAGGCGCAAGAUGGGACAAGGAAAAGCGGUUACUUCAAGACUCGUUUGCAAUGGAAAUGUAUUCUGCUAUGCCAUUGAUUUGGUUCCUGCCAUCACAAACUGCUCCAUCAAAGGACAAGGCAUAUAUUUGCCCACUAUACAAGACAUCAGCACGCGCAGGAACACUAUCAACCACAGGUCAUUCGACCAAUUUUGUGGUGACUAUUUUCCUUCCAUCAGACAAGCCAUCAGAUUAUUGGGUAGCAAAGGGCGUUGCUCUUUUGUGUCAACUCAACGAAUAGUCUCAUAAACCAACCACUAGCCAUUAUUCAAUAUAUAAUUCCAUGGACUGGGAGUUGCACAAUUCAACUGUUUGGUAUCAAAAAUAUCAUCCGAGCUAUUGGUACUUGGGUCUAUCAAUAAACUAUUUGUUAGCAUAGUCGUA
Molecule: messenger RNA, 13799 nt
Organism: Batrachochytrium dendrobatidis JAM81
Lineage: Eukaryota; Fungi; Chytridiomycota; Chytridiomycetes; Rhizophydiales
Exons: 8
Coding region: 1-13656 (4551 amino acids)
Biological process (GO): microtubule-based movement
Cellular component (GO): dynein complex
Molecular function (GO): dynein intermediate chain binding; dynein light intermediate chain binding; minus-end-directed microtubule motor activity
Source: RefSeq, a predicted model, not a curated record